AUGCCGCAUUCUUCCGAAGCUAUCGACUCGCCGGUCUCGCAAUCCUUGUCGCCCAGCGUGCAGCAAUGGACGCGAGAGGUGGGUUGCGAGAAGAGCGUUCAGAAGAGAAUCUCUCAAGGCCUCCCCUCUCUGAACACCUCUCCUCUCCUGUGGCCGUGUGUUGAUGGCAGGAAGUUCACAGACCACUUUCGCCAGUACUUUCUGAGAAAGCACCUGGGAGCUGCUGCAUUCCCACAGCAUAUUCCAUUCGACGGACACUCUCAGCCGCUGUUCUGUCAAGAAUCCAAUCAGCAGCAGCAGCAGCAGCAGCAGCAGUGGCAGCAGCCGGAGGGCAUCGGAGGAAGUGCGUUCGGAGGGCUGUCGUAUGACGAGUGCAUGACCGCGUUCCUCGCCCCCAAUGCAAGCUUCAGCCUCCCAGAAGCCCCGCCCUACCUCUCAUCUCUCGCCAGCCCUGUUCUUGCUUCCCAGGCUCCUCCCCCUGCUUCCCAAGCUCCUCCCCCUGCUUCCCAAGCUGCCACCUUUGCUGCUCCAGCUGCUUCUACCUCCGAGAUCCCGUUCUCCCACGGUGCCGUCCCCAUGCAUGCCGUCCCCAUGCAUGCCGUCCCCAUGCAUGCCGUCCCCAUGCAUGCCGUCCCCAUGCAUGCCGUCCCCGUUGAUGCUGCCUCCAGCGCCGCUGCUCUGCAUCGUCCACUGAAGCGACUGAGAGACGACUGCGCGGGGCUGGCGGCACACCAGGCGCUGCUCCGUGGACGCGACAGCGGCUUGGUGCUGCUGCGACGCGGGAUGGCGUGUAACACGGAGCGCCAGCGUCAGUCAGCGGCAGAGCAGUUUGAGCAGCAGGAGGAGAGCAGCCGCGUGCAGCAGGCAGCGGAAGAAGCCUUUUUGGAGGCUCUGCUGCAGGAGGAGGAGCAUCGCCAGCAGCAGCAGGGAGGAGUGGCGAGCAGGGUGAAGCGGGUGGAGUGGCCGCGGGUUCGGUCGGAGAGUGCCCAUCCAGACGGCGUGCUGCUGGGGUUCAGCGGUGACGACCCUGCCUUGAUGCAACACGCUGCUCUGUCUGCACCCCCGCCCACCCUGCCACAUGAAGUGCUGCCAACGCCAAUGCCCCCCCAGCUUGCUGCUCCACCUGGCUUUGGAAAUUCCACUCUCGCUCGCUGCAUUGGGGAUUUCGCAGGGAAGGCAUUGGACAGGCCGCGCGUUGGGUCGGAGAGUGCCCUUCCAGACGACGUGCUGCUGGGGUGCAGCGGCGAGGUCCCUGCUUCCACGCAGUGCGCUGCUCUCUCUGCUCCCCCGCCCACCCUGCCACUCUCUUCUCUUCCCACUGCAAUGCUCCCCCGACUCGCUGCUUUGCCCGGCUCCACUCCCUGCGUUGGCGAUUUUGCCGUGCAGCCAGGAGAGUGGCCUUGCGAGAGCGCCCUUCCAGACAGCGUGCUGCUGUCUGGAUUCAGCAGCAAGGACCUUGCCUUCAUGCAACGACCAGCUCCCUCUGUUCCUCCUCCCACCCACCCACACGCAGCGCUGCCAACGACCAUGCCCUCCCAAGUCCCUUCUCCACCUGACCCCUCUCUCAGGGGCUCAAGCAGCUGCAUUACAGGGGCGCAUGCAGGGAGCGCGUGUGGCACACAGGAGCAGGAACACGUGGAUGCAUGUGUUAACGCGUUCGGCAACGGAGACUACACCGGUAGCAAUGCUACCAACUAUGACUAUGCUCUCUUUCUCACAACGCCCCUGGCUCACGUGCUGCUGGGUGGAAGUGCCCUCACCAUGCCCGUGGCCAGUGAGCCUCAGCAGCAGGCGCUGGCAGCCCCUGGUGCUGCUGGGACAGCCCAUGCUGCUACUGGCGCAACCCGUGGUGCUGCUGGGGCAGCCGUGGCAGAGUGGGCAGUGGAGCAGGGAGGGACUGGAGAGGCAGGUGCUGAGCUGCACGGGCAGCAGCACUGUCUUGACCAGGAGGCCAUGCUUGCACAGUGCCUAGAGCUUGAACGCAUUCUCUUGCUGCCACAGCACCAGCCACAGACAGCCACAGUCCCUCCCACAGCCACUGCUGCAAACGCCUUUGCUGUCAGCCCCUUGUCAACUUUCAUUGGCCCCUGGCACCACCACCAGUACACUGAACACGCCCUCCUCAACCCAAAGGAGCUCGCAAAUGGAAGCUUCCAUACAGCCACGCCCAGCCAUGCUGCAGCAGCCCUUCUCCCUUGGUGCUUUACCAUCUCUCUGCCAAACCAAUGCUGCCUCCGCCAUGGCCCGACAUGGCAGAUGCUCUGGGAAGUGAUGCCGUCCUUCUGA
Molecule: messenger RNA, 2286 nt
Organism: Closterium sp. Yama58-4
Lineage: Eukaryota; Viridiplantae; Streptophyta; Zygnematophyceae; Desmidiales; Closteriaceae
Source: the annotation of a GenBank genome assembly